Zingiber officinale is the source of this 1131-nucleotide messenger RNA. RefSeq names its product U-box domain-containing protein 4-like. The record is from RefSeq and is a predicted model, not a curated record. NCBI's taxonomy places the organism in Eukaryota, Viridiplantae, Streptophyta, Magnoliopsida, Zingiberales, Zingiberaceae. The coding region runs from base 35 to 1039 and encodes 334 amino acids. The transcript is spliced from 2 exons. Gene Ontology annotation, cellular component: cytoplasm; nucleus. Gene Ontology annotation, molecular function: protein binding.
ACCCUCUUUAUCACGUAUUCGACGAAGCGCCCCCAUGUUGAUGAUGGUGGUGGAGUGCUCGCCGGAGAUUCUCCGGCUGAGUCACGGAGAAGGCGCCACGUCCUCCGGCGCCUUUGCUGCCCAUGCUGGAGAUUCUUCUCGACGAUUUCUUGUCUCCCCCGACGCUGAUGAUGUCGUCGGCGGCCUCAUCUCCGACCUCGAGUCCUCCUCCGUGGAGUCCCAGCGCCGUGCCGCCAUGGAGCUGCGCCUCCUCGCCAAGCACAGCGCCGAUAACCGCCUCCGCAUCGCCCGCGCCGGCGCCAUCGCGCCGCUCGUCGCCCUCCUCUCCCACCCGGAUCCUCUUCUCCAGGAGCACGGCGUCACCGCCAUCCUCAACCUCUCCCUCUGCGACGACAACAUGGAGCUCAUCGCGGCCGCGGGAGCCGUCCGCCACCUCGUGCGUGCGCUCCGCUCGGGCACCCCACAGGCCCGCGAGAACUCCGCCUGCGCCCUCCUCCAUCUCGCCCAGACCGAUGACCACCGCGCUUCGAUCGGCCGCGCCGGAGCCAUCCCGCCCCUCGUCGCGCUCCUGGAGACCGGCGGCGCCCCAGGAAAGAAGGAUGCGGCGACGGCCCUCUUUUCCCUCCUGGCGGCCGAUGAAAACAAGCUGCGGGCGGUGGAGGCAGGGGUGGUGCGCCUCCUGCUGGAUCUCAUGGCCGAUCCACAGUCCGGCAUGGUGGACAAAGCGGCGUACGUGCUCUACCAGGUCGUAUCGUCGCCGGAUGGUCUGGCAGCCGCAGUGGAGGAGAGCGCGAUCCCAGUUCUGGUGGAGAUGGUGGAAUCCGGCAGCCGGCGGCAGAAGGAUCUGGCAAUGCUGUCUCUCUUGGAGAUUUGCGAGGCGAGCGCCGCCUACCGGAGGAUGGUGGUACGCGAGGGCGCCAUUCCGCCGCUCAUCGCCCUCGCCCAGAACGCCUCCAAGAAGAAUAUGAAGCAGAAGGCGGAGGCGUUGGUCGAGCUCUUGCGGCAGCCGACCGGACCAUCAACCUCUGCAGCCCGAUAGGAGUAGGAAAACAGCCAGGGUGUCAUUGUAAAUAUAAAACAAUCAGUGUGUUAUUGUAAAUACAAAAACAGAGUGCGAGAUUAGUGCACGAA